Raphanus sativus (radish) is the source of this 858-nucleotide messenger RNA. RefSeq names its product ethylene-responsive transcription factor ERF018. NCBI's taxonomy places the organism in Eukaryota, Viridiplantae, Streptophyta, Magnoliopsida, Brassicales, Brassicaceae. Bases 113 to 700 code for a protein of 195 amino acids. The record is from RefSeq and is a predicted model, not a curated record. Gene Ontology annotation, molecular function: DNA binding; DNA-binding transcription factor activity. Gene Ontology annotation, biological process: regulation of DNA-templated transcription. The transcript has a single exon.
AUCAAGCAGAAAUAACAGAAAUAACUGCAAAUCUCGAACCGGAACAGAAUCUUAUCUAAUCCAAUCCAAACCAAACCAAACCAAACCGGGUGUCUUUGUUUGUAACUCGAAAAUGGUGAAGAAAGCGAUGAAGGAGGAAGAGGCAGAGAUGAGGAACUCGUCGAUGCAGUCCAAGUACAAAGGCGUGAGGAAGAGGAAGUGGGGCAAAUGGGUUUCCGAGAUCAGACUUCCCAACAGCAGGGAACGCAUCUGGCUCGGCUCUUUCGACACUCCCGAGAAGGCGGCGCGUGCCUUCGACGCCGCCCAGUUUUGUCUCCGCGGCCGCCAAUCCGGUUUCAAUUUCCCCGAUAAUCCGCCGUCGAUCUCCGGCGGAAGGUUGCUGACGCCUCCGGAGAUCCGGGAAGCUGCUGCUCGGUUCGCAAACGGUCAGGACGAUGUUACUAUCAGUGCCCGAGAGGAAGAAGAAUCGGUUUUGUCCGAAACCCGACCGGAGUCUCCUUCGACCUCCGUGUCUGAAGUAGCUAUGUCUUCGGCGACAACGCUAGAUUACGAUCUGUCGUUCUUAGACACGCUUCCGAGUGAUUUCGGGAUGUUUCCUGGGUUUGACGACUUCUCCGGCGAUCAGUUUACGGAGGUUUUGCCCGUUGAAGAUUACGGAGAAUUGAUUUUUGAUGAUUCUCUGUUUCUUUGGGAUUUUUAAAAAUGUCCAAAACGUUUUUGUGUAAAGAGUUUGAAUUGUUUGUUUAUUCGGGUCAUGAAGAGUAAUCUGGAUAUUUUUGUAAGUCGGAGCUCCAGUGACCCGGAAACUUGAUCAUUCUUGCUUGGUUGAUAUAUCAUUCCUUCAUUUUUUGCUGUUAA